AAAUACGAUGAAAAUCCUGGUUUUAUGACCUUAUAAUGUUUCUUUGCAGAGUCGCAAGAUACUAUUUCAAAUGGUUGGCCAGGGUUGAUCUCCCUUCACUUAGAGGACUGUGGUGAAGUAACUGCCAAGGGUGUCACUUUGCUUAUGAAUUGUCAAGCACUUGAAGAUCUUUUACUACGUCAUAAUGGCCUUGGAAUAGACAGAAAUUUUAUUAUCUGUGCCGCUUCAAGGAUGCCACUGCUUCGGAAGGUAGCACUUGAUGUUUGCGAUGCAAAGGAUGGUGACUUUGAUCUUCCAGAUUUUACUGACAGGCGCUUCUUAAGCAUUGUGAAAAUAGCAAGAUGCAAUUUAAAAAGGCGCACUUUAUAUUCCAUUGAAUCGGGGCCUUGCACAACUCCAGUGCAUGCAGAAACUUUGAUAUUGACAUGGGACAGUGAGAAACUCUCGAGAACUGUUGUCAAGGAAAGAUUAUAGCAAUUAUGGUGAGAAAUGCUAAUGUGGCGACUUGAACGUAUGCACAUUUACUGGAAUGAAGCUUUGGUAGCAAAGCGGUCAAGUCAUAUUGCUGGGCUCGUGGAGUCUCUGCAUGAAAAUAUUAGGAGUUUGAACUCCUAAUACAAAGAGCUCUAAUGCAAUACUUGGUAUUCUUGGUCUGUUGCAACCUUUUUUAUUAAGUUUUAAAGGUGCCUCAGUUUGGUUUAACACAAAAUAGGGAAGCACAUUUGCACUUGUGAAACCAGCAUAUUAGAUUAUUUCUGCAACCAGUCUUGCCUUAAUUUCUUGGGUGGGGUGAUGCAACAUUCCUCAAAUCUAUAAAAAUUUCAAGACACGCUCAAUAUAGAAUUUAAUUUUUUUAA
This is a messenger RNA of Nicotiana tabacum (common tobacco), 857 nucleotides long. Lineage: Eukaryota; Viridiplantae; Streptophyta; Magnoliopsida; Solanales; Solanaceae. The record is from RefSeq and is a predicted model, not a curated record.